Messenger RNA from Ostertagia ostertagi, 474 nucleotides. Lineage: Eukaryota; Metazoa; Nematoda; Chromadorea; Rhabditida; Trichostrongylidae. The record is from the annotation of a GenBank genome assembly.
AUGGCUGCAAAACCGAGAGUCGCUUUCAAUGACAACGAAAUCAAAGUUUUCGUCGGAGAUGAAGUGAUUUUUGAAACAACUCUCGCAAGGCCUGUGGACGAGAAAAAUUCAUCUCGUCACCUGCACGCCGUCGAAGUCAGAAUGCCCAAAGCCACACCAGGACAUUGGCCAAUGCUGGAUGGAUCAUCUGCUGUGCCAGUUCCAAGCCAAUCACACCCGACGAAGAACUGGGAGGCCAUCGAAAGGACUGUAGUACAGGAAGAAGAAAAUGAAGAUUUGGAAGGUGAUGCAGCGGUAAAUCGUUUGUUCCGAAAACUUUACAAUGAAGCUUCGGAUGACGUGAAGAAGGCCAUGAUUAAGAGUUACCAGGAAUCUGGCGGUACUGUUUUGUCUACGAACUGGGAAGAGAUCCGCAAGAAGCGAACAGAGGUCAGACCUCCGGACUGUAUGGAGUACAAACGGUCAUUCAACUGA